Messenger RNA from Periophthalmus magnuspinnatus, 7664 nucleotides. RefSeq names its product sperm associated antigen 9b (gene spag9b). Gene Ontology annotation, cellular component: cytoplasm. Gene Ontology annotation, molecular function: JUN kinase binding; MAP kinase scaffold activity; kinesin binding. Bases 299 to 4240 code for a protein of 1313 amino acids. NCBI's taxonomy places the organism in Eukaryota, Metazoa, Chordata, Actinopteri, Gobiiformes, Gobiidae. The record is from RefSeq and is a predicted model, not a curated record. The transcript is spliced from 30 exons. Gene Ontology annotation, biological process: vesicle-mediated transport.
AACGCGGCGGCAGGAGCUCAUCUGUUGGACGCAGGGAAACUAAUCAGCGGAGCCAAGUUAAGACUUCAGCCCGCCGCGCUAGCUCCCUCCCGGGCUAGCGAGCUCCACAAGUCCCCGGAACCAACGGACACUGUUUGGAAGUAGUAGUAACGGUCAACCGCGCGGGGAUAACGAUGUUUUAGGAAAGUUUUAACGCGGUGGGAAGUACCGGGCGGACUGUUAGUGGUAGCCAGCUGAAGGGACUCGCUCUCGGCUUAGCACUUUGCCGUUAGCCGUGGGGAAAAAUAAGUGCAAAAACAUGGAGCUGGACGAAGUAGUUCUGUACCACGACGAUUCGGGUAACUCCGCCGUCAUGUCCGAGCGGGUCUCCGGCCUGGCCAGCUCCAUCUACCGGGAGUUUGAGCGGCUCAUCGAGAAGUACGACGAGGACGUGGUGAAGGAGCUGAUGCCGCUGGUGGUGGCCGUGCUGGAGAACCUGGAGACGGCGUGCGGGGUGAGCCAGGAGCGGGAAGUGGAGCUGGAGCUUUUGAAGGAGGACAACGAGCAGCUGGUCACGCAGUACGAGAGGGAGAAGGCGCUGAGGAAACACGCCGAGGAAAGGUACAUGGUGAUGGAGGACUCUCAGGAGGGUGAGAAGAAGGAGCUGCAGAUCAGGGUCAUCUCUCUGGAAUCUCAGGCCCGACAACUGGAGACCAAGACCAAAAACUAUGCAGACCAGAUCAGCAGAUUUGAGGAGAGAGAGGCAGAGCUCAAGAAAGAGUAUAAUGCUCUUCAUCAGAGGCACACAGAGAUGAUCCACAGUUACAUGGAGCACUUGGAGAGAACUAAACACCAGCAUGGACCUGCCACAGAGCCUUCAGAAUCUGGUCCGAUAAAAACACGGAAGGAGCGCCCCAUCUCCAUCGGCCUUUACCAGCUUCCGGGGCCUGACGGCGUGACCCCUGACCCCCACAGACAGCCAGAGGAUGCAGCUGAACCGUGGAGAUUCAACAACCUCAGCCACCCGCGCUCCAACACUAGUCUCAAGCUGGCGCAGUUGUUUCCAGUCAUAGUGGAAAAUGAAAACUCUCCGCAGAAUCCAAAAUGUGCUGAGGAGCAGGAUGAACUGUCCAGUACAAGUCGUGGCUCCAAGUCCGGCUCUCCGUCCAAAUCUCCAGCCCCUAAAUCCAGCAGCUCCUCUCAGGGCCCAGCAUCCAACCUGAGAGGAGGGGCUUCCACACAGGUCUCCUCAGAUGUCACCAUGGAAGCAGUGGCGACGCCCAAUCAGGAGAGAGAAGCUUUAGAUAGACUCAACAGCAACCUGGAUGGCAAGAGCGGUAAACCAGACGGCAAUAAAGAUAUCACCAAUAUCCAGAAAACUCAGGAUUCCUCGUCAUCGCUGAAUGAUGAAGUCUUCUCAGAUGGAGCAAAUGAGCUGGAGAAGUCAGCGGUGCAGGCCAUCAUUGAGUCCACUCCUGAGCUGGACAUGGAGCUGGAGGGCCUCAAAGCCACAAGUACGCCAACUAAAAGCGGUGUAGAGAACCUGGCGUUUAACCGCAACACGGACUCUCUGUUUGAGGAGCUGUCUUCUGCUGGGAACGACCUGGUGGGAGAUGUGGACGAGGGAGCCGACCUGCUGGGUAUGGGAAGAGAAGUGGAACAUCUCAUCCAAGAAAAUGCCCAGCUGCUGGAGACCAAAAAUGCCUUGAACGUGGUGAAGAAUGACCUGAUAGCUCAGCUGGAUGACCUGGUGUGUGAGAAGGAGGUUUUACAGGGAGAGCUCACAGCUGUGUCCCAGGCUAAGAGCAAACUGGAACAGAAGAACAAAGAGCUGGAGGAGGAGCUGAAAAAGCUUCGGACUGAGCUCGAGGAGACCAAACGCAAAGUGAAGAAUGACAAUGAAGAUGAUAGUGACGUGCCCACAGCCCAGAGAAAGCGCUUCACUCGGGUGGAGAUGGCCCGAGUGCUGAUGGAGAGGAACCAGUACAAGGAGAGACUGAUGGAGCUGCAGGAGGCCGUGCGCUGGACAGAAAUGAUCCGAGCUUCCAAGGAGAACCCCACUCUACCAGAAAAGAAGAAAUCCAGCCUAUGGCAAUUUUUCAGUCGUUUGUUCAGCUCGUCCGGGGGAGCAGCCAAGAAGCCCUCAACGGAGGCUCCGGUAAAUGUCAAGUACAACGCCCCCACCUCUCAGGUCCAACCCUCGGUUAAGAAGAAGAGCAGCGCCCUCCAGCAGCUGCCCAGCGACAAGAGCAAGGCCUUCGACUUCCUCAAUGAAGAAGCGCCUGCUGAGAACGUAGUGUCCCGGCGUGAGCAGAAGAGGGCGCAGUACCAACAGGUCAAAGCUCACGUACAGAAAGAGGAUGGACGUGUGCAGGCAUAUGGCUGGAGUCUGCCAAAGAAAUACAAGGCCAAUGGAGGACAGGCUGAGGGGAAGGUCAAGAACCUGCCUGUCCCAGUGUUCCUCAGACCUCUGGAUGAGAAAGAUGCUUCUAUGAAGUUGUGGUGUGCUGCUGGAGUGAACCUGUCUGGAGGUAGGACCAGAGAUGGAGGCUCUAUAGUGGGAGCCAGUGUGUUCUACAGUGACCCUCCUGCUUCUGACAAUCCCAGGAAGAAAACUCAGAGCAACCUGGACCAGCUCGACCAGGAGCUCAAGGAGCAGCAGAAGGAGCUGAGGCAGCAGGAGGAUCUGUCGUCUCUGGUGUGGAUCUGCACCAGCACUCAGGCCUCCACCAAAGCUGUGGUCAUCGAUGCCAAUCAGCCCGGCAACAUCCUGGAGAGCUUCACUGUGUGCAGCUCCCAUGUGCUCUGCAUCGCCAGUGUGCCAGGAGCCAGAGAGACGGACUACCCAGCAGGAGAGGAGGUGUGUGUGAACUCGGGACCCUCCAAGGACCCUUCCUCCUGUGCCAGCCCCACCCCAGGAGAGGAGGGUCUGCUGGGGGGCAUCACUGUGCUAGGCUGUACGGCUGAGGGCUCUGCGGCACCUCAGAGUCCAGUGAAGACCAACGGAGAAUCCAGACCAGAGGAGGCAACAGAGGCUGUGGAGGGCAGCCCCACAGCAGAAGACAGGAGAGGCAGUCUGAGAGGAGUGUACACAGAGCACAUCUUCACUGACCCCCUGGGAGCAGACGGCACACAUGGGUCUGGUGAUGUGAAGGACGGUUGUGAACAGGGUGCAGAGGAAGAGCAGGACCUGAGUCGAGAGGAGGCCCAGAAGAUGAGCAGUGUGCAGCCAACCAUGUGGCUUGGGGCGCAGAACGGAUGUAUAUAUGUCCAUUCUUCGGUGGCUCAGCGGAAAAGGUGUCUACAUUCUGUAAAGCUCAAGGACUCUGUGUUGGGCAUAGUUCAUGUGAAGGGCCGAGUGCUGGUGGGGCUGUCAGAUGGGACUAUAGCCAUUUUUCAUAGAGGAGCUGACGGGCAGUGGGACAUGACCAACUACCACCUGAUAACACUGGGCCGGCCUCAUCAGUCCAUCCGCUGCAUGAGCGUGGUGCACGACAAGGUGUGGUGCGGCUCCAGAAACAAGAUCUACGUGGUACAGCCCAGAGCCAUGAACAUCGAGAAGUGCUUCGACGCCCACCCCCGAAAGGACAGUCAGGUGCGUCUCAUGGCCUGGGACGGGGACGGCAUCUGGGUGUCCAUCCGUUUGGACUCCACGUUGCGCCUGUUCCACGCACACACACACCAGCACCUGCAGGACGUGGACAUCGAGCCCUACGUCAGCAAGAUGUUAGGUACAGGGAAGUUGGGCUUCUCCUUUGUCAGAAUCACAGCCCUCACCAUCUCAUGUCAGCGCCUGUGGAUCGGUACAGGCAACGGAGUCAUCAUCUCCAUCCCCCUCACAGACACAGCCAACAAGACGUUGAAAGGCUCUGGCUCAAGCCCGGGCAGUGUGGUCAGAGUGUACAGCGACGAGAGUGGAGACAAAGUGCAUGCUGGGACAUUUGUGCCCUACUGCUCCAUGGCUCAUGCACAGCUCUGUUUCCAUGGACACAGAGAUGCUGUCAAGUUCUUCACGGCUGUCCCAGGUCAGGCCAUCCCAUCGUGGAGCGGGGCAGAGGCAGGAGACAAACCCCAGGACCCCAGUGCUCAAGAGGGGGGCAGGUCCACUCUGGUGAUGAGUGGAGGGGAAGGUUACAUUGACUUCAGGAUGGGCGACGAGGAGGGUGAGGGCGGCGAGGGGGAGGAGCCUAUGGUGAAGCUGCAGCCCAAAGCUGAGCGCAGUCACCUGAUUGUGUGGCAGGUGCUGCACAACUCCCAGUGACAGCCCUCCGCCCUCGUCACGACAACCAUCCAGGUGACCCCUCCCCUCCGUGGUCACAGUGGCAGCCAUCCAACUGACCCCUUCCCCCCGUAAGCGCCACGGCAACCAGACUAAAGACUAAAGCACUUUCCUGUCCGCAUAUGUGGCCUAACAUACCGACACUGUAAAAAAGGAAUAUGUGUACUGGUUAUAGUUAUUCAAAAUAUUUAUCUUAUUUGGAGUUUCAAUUUGUAACCUGCAAUUUAAAACCUUUUCAUGAAUCCCUAUGGUGGAAUAUUCAGCAGUUACCAUGGAAACACAAUGCACAGAUUAGCAAACACUGUCAAAAAUUGCUCGUUCUGGUCUGAUUGUGUUAAAACAAAGCUCAGAUUAAAGUCUAAUUUGAGUAACAGAGCUAUAAACAGAGCAAUGCCUACAUUUUCUUCCUUAGACAUAAAUGCACAAUACAAUAAAUUUUAAAAAACCUCAAGAUUCACAAUUACAGUAAAUAUAUUCCCUUUUACAGUGACGUCUAUUCACUACUUCAAUUAUUAUUUUUGACCUGUAGCAUGUUACAAUGCCUCUAUUCAUUUAUUUGAGCUAAAUACUUUUUUGUAAAUUAUACUUGUUAUUUUAAAGUUUGACAAUAUGUACACAAAUGGAUCUAUUUUAUGCAAAGGAAGCUCCACCAAUCACUUAUUUUUUGUCGAAACUAUUCAAAGUUGAGAGACAAAAUGUUCAAAUACGUAUAAGAUUUUGAAUUUCAUAUAUAAUUUAAAGGCGCUGUAUCUGGGUUUUACUGUCUUAAAAACGUUUGCCGUGGUCCAAAGUUAUUCCUCUCUUACCUUGUGCAUUCAGAACAUCCUAAAUAAUCUUCGCAAUGACUUUAUAAGCGCUUUUUCCAACGUUCAGAGGCCAGAGCGGUGUUUUUCCGUGAUACAGCUAACAACAACUAGCAUGCUAAUGUGCACUGCAGACAGCUGACUUAUUUUGACCUCAAGGUGCUGCUUAUACAGUAAAUCUGAGCAAAAUUUGUCUUUCUCCAGUACAAAUAUGAGGGGGGAAAUUUGGGUAAAGGGCCUUUAAAAUAAUUUGAAACCAUAAAAUAUUUAAAUGACCUGGUCAAGCAGCAAAUUUGGUUAAAUCAAACUAUAAUGUGUUAUAUCAGAAAGAUCUCAUACUUGCACCUAAUUUGUUUUUAAUUUCUCAGUAUACUUGCUUAUCCCUUGUGCCUUGUUAAGGAAAAUGUGUGUAUAUGAAGGUACAUUUAUUAUUAUAACUAGUAUCUCUGUACACAGAUGUGUAUAAAAACUUGCAAAAACACACAUGUGAGGUUCUGAUCGUCCUGAUCUGAUCGUCCUGAUCAGACCAAUUUUUGUAGACACUGAGCAUGUUUUGGAAAUUUGUGUGUCCGUUGGCUCCAUCCAUAAUAAUCGUAUUAUUUGACGCCUCCGCCUUCGCCUUUGAACAGUUGGUCCUUAGAAACCAGGGGAGAUCAUUUUUUUUCACCAAAAAUGGUUUGGGUGCACAGUUUGUACGAAACACUUUCAGUGUCAUUUUUUCUCCCUCCAGAAGCCCAUAUUCAGACGGGAUCUACAUAUUGAUACGUCUGUAACACUGAUAAUAGUUAAAAAAAAAAAAAAAGUUCUGUAAUGGAAUUAUCACAUUUUUUCAAAUUGGCAUCUCAUCUAAGAGUUAAUAGAUUAUGGUCAUUUCCAAUAUGUCCCGUUAAAGAGAACUCAUUCACAAAAACAAAUUGAAAAGUAUUAAUGUUUGACAAUUUUAUGGAGGUUUAAAAAUCGAAGUACAGCUUGUACGAAACGCUCCCAGUGUGCUCAUAUUUUCAUCAAGGCACAAGGGUUAAAUGAACACAUUUUCUUCUGACACAUUUACACUUUGUCCCAGCGUUUUCAGUGUUUGAGUAAAACUGGAGGUUCCGUUCCUUUGUCCUGACAGUUGCCUUAGGUUUCAACAUUUGAAAUUUAGACAUUUUCAGAUGUAGCUAUUUAUUUAGUUGUCUUAGAUUGUUCUGUUUGAAACCAAAGGAAAACUAUAAUUAAUCUGACGUGUGCGUCUGCCUCAAUGUAGAUUUUGUAAUGUAGAUAGAUGGGUCUAUUUUUAAGAAAUGUGGGAGAAGUAUUUUUGAAAGAGAAUGAAAUACACAAAACACAAAAAUGUUACGUCAAAAUAUCUGGUUUGCCAUUGAAUUGUUGUUUGUAAUGAUUUUGAUUUGCUUUUAAAGGGACUGUAUGUAAGAUGUAGAUUUUAAAUUCCAUAAACACGACCCAGCGGUGUCCCCAGAUACGAGGUAAACAUUUUCAAAUCAAGUGUAGUGAUGGGACAAGAUCUCGCGACAUCAGAUUGCCAUUGGAGUAACAAAAAGGGUUAAACUGGUGAGUUAUUUUGAGAAGGUCUAGUUCAAAGAUGGCAAAAGUAUAAAAAAUAUAAGGACCAAAUUUGUGAAGUCAGCAACACAAUUUAUUGUAAAUGAUCCCCAUCUUGUUCUCGAGGACUGAAACUUGUGUCCUGUCUCGUCUUAUGGGAAUUCUGUCUCGUCCCAUCUCUCUCAAGACGAUUAUUGAAUCAGAAAGCAGUAUAAGUCUCUUAUUUGGGUUGCCAGUGACAAUGGUGAAAUCCAGAUGGUUUAAACCUAAAAGGACUUUCCCUGAUCUGAGUCAGUACCUAAACCCCAGCACCUGCAUCAUUAAUCAGUGCUAGUGCAGCCUCUGCAGCUCAGUGACUGCUUUCUGGAGGUUUGAGCUUUCACACGAGACAUGGCCGGUCAACAGAAUCAAAAAUCAAAUACUAAUCAAUACUAAGACUAGCAUCAAAACUAGAUAAUCAUUUAAGCAAGCGUCAAUACUGAAAAAAAAUCACGUAACUGGAUCAAAUUUGAACUUUCUUAAACAAUUUAAUCAGAACUGUCUAAGACCACAUGGUAUAACAAACAAAUAAUGUGUUGAAAAUGACAGUACCGUCUUAAGCGUUUAAAAUUCUCAUUUGAAUGUCAAAAUUGUUAUCAAGUAUCAAGUUUAUUCCUAUUUCCUGGAGUUUGAAAAUUUUGUUCUGUGACAAUAGUCCAUAAACUGAGAAUGAGAAACACUUGUAUCUGUCCUUUAUCUGCAGGUUGAGGCUCUGGCAGCCCAGGUUCAGUUGAGAUCAUCGUACCUUUUUUAAACCACCGUUAGAGCGCAGUGUACAUACAGCUCCUUUAAAGUCGGCAGCCAUUUUGUGUUGAAGUAUUGUAGUAUUUUGUCGUUUAUGUGUGCUUUUAGCCAUGUCAGUAUUUAUUUCAAUGAUUGAGCCUUUGCAAUUCAGAAUGUAUCUUUGUACAAUGAAAACAUGAUUAUGCUGUUUGUAUGGAAACUGAAAAUGCCGUGAGACGUUUUUUUUGUUGAAUUUGACUUUGUAUAUUUACUAAACUAUGCACUAUCAACCAGCCAAA